Molecule: messenger RNA, 2680 nt
Organism: Dermochelys coriacea (leatherback sea turtle)
Lineage: Eukaryota; Metazoa; Chordata; Testudines; Dermochelyidae
Gene: MTAP
Product: methylthioadenosine phosphorylase
Exons: 9
Coding region: 331-1308 (325 amino acids)
Biological process (GO): nucleoside metabolic process
Cellular component (GO): cytosol
Molecular function (GO): S-methyl-5-thioadenosine phosphorylase activity
Source: RefSeq, a predicted model, not a curated record
AGCGCUCCGUGGGGGGAGCAGCCGGCGGGCCCCGGGGGGGGGGAAGCACGUGGCCGGGGGAAGCCCUGCGCGCCGGUAGCCCCGACUAGCAGCCAUCCCCCCGGGCUAGGCCUGCACCCGGCGCUGGACGGCGGCCAGCUCCCUGCCAGCGCAGACUGGGGGCGAGGCUCCCCGCGGCGCAGGGCGGAGCCGGCCCGGGAAGCCGGCGCUGCCCAGCGGCUGCCUCCUCGCAGCAGAGGGCGGGACUCGUUCCGCCGACUGCAGCCCCCGGCCGGCGCUAGGCUGGGCGGGCCGAGCCGGGACCGCCUCCUCGUCCUGCCUCUAGCAAACAUGGCUGCAGCCGCGGCCGCCCCGGCCGUGAAGAUUGGAAUUAUUGGUGGGACUGGCCUGGAUGAUCCUGACAUCUUGGAAGGAAGAACAGAAAAAUAUGUGGAUACUCCUUAUGGCAAGCUCCAAGUACAACGUAAGAUAUCAGUAGAAAAGGCAGCUAAACCUUCAGCCCCAACUGGGCACAGCAUGCAGUCCUCUUCCCCCACAGGGAGGCUUCUUUGGCACCCUUGUCCAGGAGACCUCAAACCGUCGGAUGCUUUGAUAUUGGGAAAGAUAAAAAAUGUUGACUGUGUGCUUCUAGCAAGGCAUGGGAGACACCAUACUAUUAUGCCAACUAAUGUCAACUUCCGUGCCAACAUCUGGGCAUUGAAAGAAGAGGGUUGUACUCAUAUUUUAGUAACUACUGCCUGUGGUUCAUUAAGAGAAGAAAUACAGCCUGGAGAUAUUGUUAUGAUUGACCAGUUCAUUGACAGGACUAUCAAAAGACACAGCACUUUUUAUGAUGGGUUCUAUUCCAAUCUUCCAGGAGUAUGUCAUAUUCCAAUGGCUGAACCAUUUUGCACCAAAACCAGAGAGGUUCUUAUGGAGAUUGCCAAGAAACAUGGGAUUAAGUGCCACUCAAAGGGGACAGUGAUCACCAUUGAGGGGCCACGUUUCAGUUCUCGGGCAGAAAGCUUGAUGUUUCGCAACUGGGGGGCUGAUGUUAUCAACAUGACCACAGUUCCCGAGGUGGUUCUUGCAAGAGAAGCCGGAAUCUGCUAUGCAAGUAUUGCUAUGGCAACAGAUUAUGACUGCUGGAAGGAGCAUGAAGAAGCUGUUUCAGUGGAUAAGGUUUUAAAGACUCUGAAAGAAAAUGCGAACAAGGCAACAAGCAUACUUCUUACUGCUAUACCUCAAAUAGGUUCCAUGGACUGGACAGAAACUCUGCAUAACAUGAAAUGUACUGUGCAGUGCUCAGUCAUGUUACCAAAACAUUAAAAGCAUGGAUGGGCUCUGAAGUUUGGAUGCUCAGAAGAAAGGAGAGGAUCAGUCUUGAACAUCUAACAGUUACAAUGUUUUGGGAAUUUGAUGUUUAGCAUAAAAGAAUACAGUAAACAUUGCACUGGUCUAUUUCUUGUCUGCUAGUAAAGUAUCAUGCUAAAGAAGAACUUAACAAUAACCUUGGAAUUUAUUGACUGUGUGAACUGUUGACUGUGUGAACUUAUUGAACUGUGUGAACUGUUGACUGUGUGAACUGGUAGGGCAAUGGGAUAAGCAUUCCAUAACAAAUUAUAAUAUUUAAGAUCCUAGUACUUCUGUUCUUGUUUACAAACUUCAGAUGAGAAAGAGUGCUUCAUUCAUCCUUUGCUCAAUAAUAGCUGUUCAUUCAUGGCCUGGAAGAAGGCAAGAGAAGAGGAGGGCUUAGAUUGUGUACUCUUAUUGAUCAGUUUAAAAAAAUAAAGACUUCAGAAAGUUAAAACGACAGAGUUAUUAGUUGCUUUGCUAUCUCCUUUUUGUGAGAGCAAACUAUCUUUUAUCACAGAAAUAUAACUGAAGGACUAUAGGUUACUUAAUAAAAUACACUACAGUAUUUUUAUAUUUUUUUAUAUGUUACCUGUAUUGAUUUUCACUGUUCUCUUCUGAAAAAAAAUUGCUUUCUGUGGGGUUUGUGACUUGGACAUCUUAAGCCCAAAUUUUAAAAGUAUGUCCACUUUUACUGCCAUACUGUUUCACCAUAAGUAAUUGUGCCAGCUGUUUUGCAGCAGCAAUAAUUUGAGUACAAAUGUCACCAUUUCAAAUGUUUACUUGAUUGCAUGAGCAAGUCAGAUUUGUUUCUGCACUUGAUUGCAGGCACAUAUAUUUACAGGUACAUAAUAUUCCUGCAAAAUUGGAGUCUGGAUUUCAAUCUCUUUAAAAAAUUAGACUCAUGAAACUUUAUGAACUUAUGUUUCUCAAUUUUAGCUUGAAUUGCUUGAGUUUCGGAAGGAAUGAUAUGCAUCAAGGAUCUGAUCCAGGGCCCACUGCAGUCACUGGAAAGACUUCCAUUGUCCUCAUUGGAGUUGGCUCGGGCCCUAAUUAACUAAAACUGAAGUGACAAAUUUAGAACAACAUUUUGGCCUGACGCUACUGUCUGUUCUGUACACCAGGGGUAGCAUUUUCUGCUACAUUUGUCUACAGAAUUAUUUUUCUUUAAUUUUAUUCUGAUUUACAACUACGUUAGUGAUGAAUGUAUCUACUGUUGAUUGUAUCCCAUGUAUAUAUUCAUGCACUCUACAUCUACUGCAUAUGCAGAAUGAAUACAGCUUGCCUUCAAGAAAAUAGUCUGCUGCUGCUUGUCUAAUAAAUAAACCAAAUGUAACCUCCUGCUUCU